Molecule: messenger RNA, 5915 nt
Organism: Gopherus flavomarginatus (Mexican gopher tortoise)
Lineage: Eukaryota; Metazoa; Chordata; Testudines; Testudinidae
Gene: THBS2
Product: thrombospondin 2
Exons: 22
Coding region: 195-3743 (1182 amino acids)
Biological process (GO): cell adhesion; negative regulation of angiogenesis
Cellular component (GO): extracellular region
Molecular function (GO): protein binding; calcium ion binding
Source: RefSeq, a predicted model, not a curated record
CGAGGGAGAGUAUAUAAAAGCAGAGAGCAGCCCUUCGCAAGCCACUGGAAGGAAUCUCAGCCAGACUACAGCAGAUUCCGCAGCCCCGAGGACGCUUGGAGUUUGCACUUCGCUUUUUAAAACAACUACCGCUCUCUUUCUUUUUGGAUUUGGUUUGGAGCGUUAACAAUAAAAGAGCAGCAGCAGAUCCUUUUAUGCCGGGAGUUAUGCUACAGAAGAGCAGGCUGUUGUGGCUAAUUGUCUUGCUAACUUUGUGGGCUACUUCAAAUGCUCAGGAUGGUAACAAGGAAGAUGAGACUACGUUUGACUUAUUUCAAAUCAGUAACAUAAACCGAAAGACAAUUGGAGCAAAAUUAUUUCGGGGUCCAAAUCCCACCGUCCCGGCCUAUCGUUUCAUCCGAUUUGACCAUAUACCUCCAUUUAAUCCAGAGAAAUUCAAACAGAUUCUCAAACUCAUCCGGAAAAAUGAGGGCUUUAUUCUUUCAGCCACCCUAAGGCAGGACAGGGAAUCCAGAGGUACUAUCAUUGCUUUAGAGGGUCCUGGCAUCUCUCAAAGACAGUUUGAGAUUAUUUCCAAUGGCCGAGCCAAUACCCUGGACCUUAUCUACUGGGCAGAUGGCUCCCAGAAUGUGAUUUCCUUGGAAGAUGUGGACCUAGCAGACUCACAAUGGAAGAACCUCACCGUGCAAGUGACAGGGGAGAACUACAGCCUCUAUGUUGGUUGUGACCUUAUUGACAGCUUCAUCCUGGAGGAGCCUUUCUACGAGCAGCUGAAAGAAGAGAACAGUAGAAUGUAUGUGACAAAGGGGUCCAUUCGAGAGAACCAUUUCAGGGGUCUAAUUCAAAAUAUUUAUUUAAUUUUUGAUACUUCAGUAGAGGAUGUUCUGCGUAACAAAGGAUGUCAGAGAAGCCAGACAACUGAAGUGAACACUAUCAAUGAGAGUACUGAAAUCCUUCACCUUAACCCUGCUGUCACCACGGAGUAUGUUGGCGAACAGACAGAGAAGAAGAUGGAGUUCUGUGACCGCUCCUGUGAAGAGCUGGGAACUGUGUUCACUGAGCUCACUGGGUUGCGCAUUGUUGUUAACAAUUUAGUGGAUAAUCUUCAAAAAGUGUCUGAGGAGAACCAAAUUAUGUGGGAAUUGAUUGGGCCUAACAAAACUCUAAAGAACCAAUCAGUCUGCUGGCAGGAUGGUCGUGCCUUUGCAGAUAAUGAAAACUGGGUUGUGGAUAGCUGCACCAAAUGUACCUGUGAGAAUUCUAAAACCGUGUGCCAUCAAAUCACUUGCCCAGCGGUGUUUUGUGCCAAUCCAUCGUUUAUUGAAGGUGAAUGCUGUCCUGUCUGCUUUCAUUCCAAAGACAGUGAAGAUGGUUGGUCUCCAUGGUCUGAGUGGACAGAGUGCUCAGUGACAUGUGGCUCUGGAACACAACAGAGAGGAAGAUCAUGUGAUGUCACCAGCAACACUUGUGUAGGCCCUUCCAUCCAGACAAGAACGUGUAGUCUUGGCAAAUGUGACAAUCGCAUACGUCAAGAUGGUGGCUGGAGUCACUGGUCUCCUUGGUCUUCCUGUUCUGUGACCUGUGGAGUAGGCAACAUCACUCGCAUCCGUCUCUGCAAUUCCCCCAUCCCACAGAUGGGUGGGAAAAUUUGUAAAGGAAGUGGUCGUGAAACGAAAGAAUGUGAGGGAGUCCCAUGUCCAAUUAAUGGUAGAUGGGGUCCCUGGUCUCCAUGGUCCGCAUGCUCUGUCACCUGUGGAGGAGGGAUCCGUGAGAGGUCUCGUCUCUGUAACAGCCCAGAGCCACAAUAUGGAGGAAAGAAAUGUGUGGGAGAUGUCCAGCAACAUGAUAUAUGCAACAAGAAUGAUUGCCCGAUUGAUGGGUGUUUGUCAAAUCCAUGCUUUCUUGGAGCAGAAUGCAGCAGUUAUCCUGAUGGGUCUUGGUCAUGUGGCCCAUGUCCAGCUGGGUACCUUGGUAAUGGAACAGUGUGUGAGGAUCUUGAUGAGUGUAUAGCUGUGCCAGAUGUUUGUUUUAAGGUGAAUCAUGUCCAUCGCUGUGUGAACGUGAAUCCAGGGUUCCACUGCCUGCCCUGCCCUCCACGCUACAAAGGAAAUCAGCCUUUUGGGGUGGGCCUGGAGGCUGCCAAGGCAGAAAAGCAAGAGUGUGAACCUGAAAAUCCAUGCCUAGAUAUGACACACAGCUGCCACAAAUCUGCAGAGUGCAUCUACCUGGGCCAUUUCAGUGACCCUAUGUACAAGUGUGAAUGUAGAACAGGAUAUGCCGGUGAUGGACGCAUCUGCGGUGAAGAUUCUGACCUGGAUGGUUGGCCCAAUAGCAACCUGGUCUGUGCUGCCAAUGCUACUUACCAUUGCAUGAAGGAUAACUGCCCCCAUCUGCCUAAUUCUGGACAGGAAGACUUUGAUAAGGAUGGCAAAGGUGAUGCCUGUGAUGAAGAUGAUGACAAUGAUGGGGUAGAGGAUGACAAAGACAAUUGCCCCCUUCUCUUCAACCCCCGUCAGCUUGAUUAUGACAAGGAUGAAGUUGGUGACCGCUGUGAUAAUUGCCCGUAUGUGCACAACCCUGCUCAGAUUGACACUGAUAAUAAUGGAGAGGGUGACUCAUGUGCUGUGGAUAUUGAUGGUGAUGACAUUUUUAAUGAACGAGAUAACUGUCCGUAUGUUUACAACACUGACCAGAGAGAUACAGAUGGGGAUGGAGUAGGUGAUCAUUGUGAUAACUGUCCAUUGGUGCACAAUCCUGAUCAGACUGACAUAGAUAACGACCUAGUUGGUGACCAGUGUGACAAUAAUGAGGACAUAGAUGAAGAUGGUCACCAGAACAACCAAGAUAACUGCCCCUACAUCCCCAAUUCUAACCAGGCUGACCAUGAUAAGGAUGGCAAAGGGGAUGCAUGUGAUUCUGACGAUGACAAUGAUGGUGUUCCUGAUGACAGGGACAAUUGUCGGCUCAUGUUCAACCCUGACCAAAAGGACUCUGAUGGUGAUGGCAGAGGUGAUAUCUGCAAAGAUGAUUUUGACAAUGACAGUGUACCAGAUAUUUAUGACGUGUGCCCCGAAAAUAUUGACAUCAGUGAAACUGACUUCAGAAAGUUCCAGAUGGUCCCCCUGGAUCCAAAGGGAACAGCUCAAAUUGACCCCAAUUGGGUUAUUCGCCACCAGGGCAAAGAACUGGUGCAGACUGCCAACUCUGAUCCUGGCAUAGCAGUAGGUUUCGAUGAGUUCACCUCUGUUGACUUCAGUGGCACAUUCUAUGUUAACACAGACCGUGAUGACGAUUAUGCCGGGUUUGUGUUUGGUUAUCAGUCCAGCAGUCGAUUUUAUGUCCUGAUGUGGAAGCAAGUCACACAGACCUACUGGGAGGACAAGCCCACCAGGGCUUAUGGUUAUUCAGGGGUAUCACUCAAAGUAGUGAACUCCACGACUGGCACUGGUGAGCACUUGAGAAAUGCUCUCUGGCACACUGGAAACACGCCUGGACAGGUACGUACCUUGUGGCAUGACCCCAAGAAUGUUGGCUGGAAAGAUUAUACUGCCUACAGGUGGCAGUUGAUUCACAGGCCUAAAACAGGAUUAAUAAAAGUUUUAGUAUAUGAAGGAAAACAGGUCAUGGUAGACUCUGGACCAAUCUAUGAUAAGACCUUUGCUGGUGGACGAUUAGGUCUUUUUGUCUUCUCUCAAGAAAUGGUCUACUUCUCUGACCUCAAAUAUGAAUGCAGAGAUUUCUGAGCUAUGGUUGCUACAUUACCAGCAAAGUACUGUAGAUGCUGUGCAACCUAGACACCUCAGUACAUCCUGGUACUCCCAACUUCUCUUUCUGUGUACCUCCUCCUCCUCCGGCCUUCUGUUCAACUGACCUUGUACCUCCCUGCUGCCAAGAGUGACUUAGCCAAUCCUACGCUCAAGUGCCUUCUGAAAACUAGGACUAAUGGGACCUAAAUGUGAGCGUCCAACCCACCACUGAAGCAAAAGCAGAUUGAUACAUUAGAACAUUUUUGUAGAGUGAAAACUUAGCAAGACUUGUUUGUUUUUUUACAAAGGAAUGACGUUUACAUAUAAAGUGUAAUUACUUAAUGUAUUUAUAUAUAUAUGGAGAAAAAGGGGAUGAGUAUCAUCCAUUGUCUUAAACUAAGUGGAAAAAAAAGUGUUAAAACCACUUUUUUAUGCCUAGGGUUGACAAUUCCCUUGCUCCGAUCAGGGCUGGACCUCAGUAACACAAAGCCUCUGAGCCUAAUUUCAGUAAAAUAACAAAGGGACCACACCAACAAUAUCUAGUCUAAUAAUGAAGCCAUUGGAGAAUAAAGUGAAGGCCACAUUAUAUGAAGAUGGCUUGAUGCAAAAAGAUCUUUCAGCUGAUAAGGAUGCUUUUACUAACUCUUCAAAAAUACCCUUUAAGAUUAGAAGUUGCUGAAACUUCAGAUUUUUAGUUUCAAAUAAUGUCUAACUAGAAAUAACAAUGCAUGUUAUUUGUAUGGACUUAAAUCAGGACAAAUACAAUUGAACCAGCACUUAAACUUGAACAUAAGAAAGCAUAGCAAUUCAGUUAAGCACAUAAGACCAUCCACUGUGGCUUUUAUAAAAUGGUUUCCAGUUGGCCAGUGUACAUCUUUUUUUGCAUUCCCUCUUGCUAAACAUAUUUCAUGACCGUCUGGAACAAGUUGAAUCUGAACCACUUUUCCAUCUCUGCUGCAAAAAGCACUUUGACAUCCUGAAUCCUGAUCUAGGAUUAUGAAAAAGUAGUCACGCUACCAUUACCUAAUUUGGUAAUUUGGAAAUUAAGGUUCCAGUUAUAAAUAUUUUGUGAAUAUUUAUCAUGAUUACACAUACUGCUACCUUCUCUGAUAAUUUAUUUUUGAAGUAUCUCAUACAGUGCAUUAGUAAUGCAAUAUUAGCAAAUAAUGCUAGAACAAUCUGUUGAAGCAUAUCACAACAUGAAGAUAUCAUUGAAGCAAUGUGCACAUUUGUUUAAACAUGCGGUUUUAUGUCAUUACAAUCCAGCAUGCUCUAAAGUAGCACAUGAUUAAAUAAGUAAUAACGAGGAAUUUAUAAAUGGAACCUUAAUAUAUAUAUACUGUUAUCCUAAUUUUAGUAUUUUGUAUUGUUACCUAAGUCUGCUGUAUAUAGAACUGUUUUAUUUUUUAAAUAGUGCUGAAGGGAUACCAGUGUUUAUUCUAACCAGAUACAACAGUUAUUCAGUUAUACAAUAGUAUGCAAGUAUUUAACACUUUUUUGUUUUGUUUAAGAUGUAUGAGCUUUGUUCACAAAAAAACUCUUGCUGGUGUAAUUUUAAUCACAGACGAGGUUUACUAAGGGAAUAAUACAGUAUCUCUUGCCUUAUCAUAGGGCAUGGUGAGCCAAAUGUUGACUCAGCUCUUUUUUUUCCUUUUAAAUAGAUUUUACUACUAUAUUCAUUAGAAAGAAUUCACAGUUUGGGGCUUUAUUGCACAUUUUACAAUCUCUUCAUAUUAACAAAUCCUUUUUUUUUAAAAAAAAAUCCUCCUUAUGAGGUUUUUUGUGUUUGUUGCAAUUCAUACUUCUGUUGUUUCAAAUUGUAUCCCCAAGUCCCAGUGAGAAAAUGGGGAGACUUCAUUAAAUGUAAUGAUUGUGAUGGACGUGUAGGGUUUUUUGGUUUGGUUUUGUGAAAGCAUGACAUCAGUGUGGGGAUGAAGAUGUUAAUAUUUAGAUUGUACCAUAAUUUUCCUAUUCUAUGUAAAUUAUUUAUGAAGAUUUUCUUUUUUCUUUUUCUUUUUUUCUUUGCAAGGGUGUGUGUGCAUGUGAGAGAAAAAAGGAGGGAGAGAAUGAAAUCAAUGAAACUUCACUUUGUCUUGCCAAAGAUUGUAAAUAAUUAUUUAUUUGUUUACACAGACAAAAUUCACCAUUUAACAUCCUGCUUCAUUUAGU